AUGCAAAAAAUAAUUUUCGGUUCUGCCCUUUUUGUUUCAUUAUUAUUGAUAUAUUUCUAUAAGUUUGCGUUACAAAAUGUUAAUUAUUUGGAUAUUUUUGGCAAGCAAAAUGUCAAUCAUUCAGUUAUAUAUCACAUUCAAAAUGACAAAACGUAUGAAUGUUUCGAAAGUUUGCUGAAGCAUAAUAUUGUCGAGUUCACUGAAUUGAAAGGACUACAUUUUAAAAUGCUCACACUGACGACCCCACUGCAAAUGGAUAGGCAGUACCUUAAAGACACCGACAUGAAUGCAUGUGAGGAUGAACUCGUGUACUUCCUGCCAAAACUGCAGAGAGAUGAAUUGCUGACCAUGGUUGAACUGUUCAGGUUUUUUGUACAUGUCGCCAAAAUAUCCAACACCACGUUCUACUUGUGUGGUGGGUCGUUGGUUGGACUCACUCGACACAACAAACUACCCAUUCCGUGGGAUGAUGACAUAGAUGUUAUCGUUUCCAAAGAAAAUCUUAAAACGUUUAUGGAGGCCUUUCAAGAUGAAGUCGAACUUUUAAAAAAUUCUACUAAAAAGAUGUUCUAUUUAACUGAACCGAAGAUGAACUAUCACGAAAAUGGAAUAUACAAACUUUACGAUCUUGGACAAUAUACUGCAAAAUAUAAACUCUACAAUUUUCCAUUUGUAGACGUCUUCCUAUAUGCAGAAUUCAAACAGGACAACAUAUCGUACGUUUCAGACAUCGAAGGUUCGUCAUUUAGAAGAAAAUUCGAGGCUGGAGUUGUUUUACCAUUGAUUAAAGACAAAUUCUUAGGCGAAGACGUUUACAGGCCGUACAACAUUACCAAAUAUUUAUUUGGAGAUGAUUCGUACCUGAAGUCAUGCCUCUCCAGACAAUACAGUCACAAAUUCAAUAAACUUUUUGCUAAUAUUCGUGAAAAUGUCAUCAAAAACUGCAGCGAACUUGAAUCUUUCCCAUUUCACACAAAAGUCUGA
Messenger RNA from Helobdella robusta, 984 nucleotides. RefSeq lists its product as hypothetical. The transcript has a single exon. The record is from RefSeq and is a predicted model, not a curated record. Lineage: Eukaryota; Metazoa; Annelida; Clitellata; Rhynchobdellida; Glossiphoniidae. The coding region runs from base 1 to 984 and encodes 327 amino acids.